AGGCACUUCAUCAAGAGUACAACAUAGUAAUACACAUAAUCAUAAAAUUCGGAAAGUCCAGCCUUCAUAGAUCCGUCAAUCUACUAGCAGAAAAGUGACACACCCUCACUUCUUCUGUUCACUGCUGCUGAAUAUGCCCCCUGCCGAUUGUCCAACGUUCUGGGUGGUGUUGCCGAGUCCUUCACUGGUGCCACUGACGGUCUUCCCCAAGCCCUCAGUCGCUCCACCGACAGUUUUUCCCAAUCCACCCACAGUGGCGCCCAGGGUACCGGUCAGUCCAUCGACGGUCUUGCCCAAGGUGUCGCCGACCCCACCAAGAAGACCGGAGAUGCGGUCAAAUAGAUGACCAUGUAUGUACAAUCAUAGGAAAGGGUGUCAUGUCGCUGCGAAAGCAAC
Aspergillus alliaceus is the source of this 396-nucleotide messenger RNA. RefSeq lists its product as uncharacterized. Lineage: Eukaryota; Fungi; Ascomycota; Eurotiomycetes; Eurotiales; Aspergillaceae. The transcript has 2 exons. The record is from RefSeq and is a predicted model, not a curated record. The coding region runs from base 134 to 346 and encodes 70 amino acids.